AUGAAGGAUCGUGCCACGGGACGUGCUCGUGGAUUCGGUUUUGUUGUUUUUGCUGAUCCUGUUGUUGCUGAGAGAGUCAUUAAGGAUAAGCACAGAAUUGAUGGCAGGAUGGUCGAGGCAAAGAAGGCUGUUCCUAGGGAUGAUCAGAGCACAGGGAGUAGGAACAGUAGUCGCAUUCAGGAUUCUCCUGGAUCAGGGCAAACAAAGAAGAUAUUUGUCGGAGGUUUAGCAUCCACAGUUACAGAGGGUGACUUUAAGAAGUAUUUUGAGCAGUUUGGUACAAUCACAGAUGUCGUGGUGAUGUAUGAUCACAACACUCAAAGGCCUAGAGGGUUUGGAUUCAUUACUUAUGAUUCGGAGGAUGCGAUAAACAAAGUCCUGCUCAAGACAUUUCACGAGCUGAAUGGUAAAAUGGUUGAGGUCAAGCUUGCAGUCCCCAAAGAGUUAUCGCCAAGUCCUAGCCGAAGCCCUCUUGGUGGAUAUAACUAUGGUAUAGGUAGGAUCAAUAGCUUCCUUAGUGGCUAUCCUCAGGGCUACUCUCCAAGUACAAUGGGAGGAUAUGGAGUUAGGAUGGACAGCAGGUUCAGUCCAAUUGCUGGUGGGAGAAGCAAUUUCACUCCAUUUGCUCCUGACUAUGCUCUGGGCCUCAAUUAUGAACCUGGGUUAGGCCCAGCUUAUGGAGGAAGUGCAAAUUUUAAUAAUUCUCUCAACUAUGGGCGGUCACUAAACCCUUAUUAUGUUAAUUCAAGCUCAAAUAGAUUUGGCAAUUCUGUUCGGAUUGAUGGUGGGAAUGGAGGAGAUUCCUCUUUUUUCAGUUCAGGUGCAGGUACGGGUACCCGAAAUUUAUGGGGUAAUGGAGGGGUUAAUUAUGGAACAAACUCUGCUGGGUCUAGUAAUUAUGUGGAAUCUGGGAGUGGGAACAUUGGGGGAGGAACUUUUGGCAACAGUGGGGUUUGGGGUACUAAUUCAUUUCCACCACAAGGUGGACAGAACGUUCCAAGCCAAAUUGGAAAUUUUGGUUAUGGAGGUGGUGAUAACACUUAUGGUUUGGCAGGGAGAGGCUAUGGAAGAAAUAUUUCAACGAGUAGGGCCCCAACCUUAUCAUAUGCUGCAUCAACUGACAGCUAUGAUGGGGCUCUUGCUGAUCUGUAUGAUAGCACUUUGGGUUAUUUAGAUCCUACGUGGCAUUUCACAAAUUCUGAGCAAGAGGGAUCUGGUUCAUUUGGUUACGGAUUUGGAAAUGGGCCUUCUGCUGUUGCAUCUAAAAUUUCUCCUGGUUAUAUUGGCAGUGAUGGUGGCACCAAGAGACAGAUUGAUAGAGAUAUUGCUGGCUAG
Fraxinus pennsylvanica is the source of this 1335-nucleotide messenger RNA. The record is from the annotation of a GenBank genome assembly. Lineage: Eukaryota; Viridiplantae; Streptophyta; Magnoliopsida; Lamiales; Oleaceae.